AGAGCUCGCAACUAAGUGUAUAGUGCUCUGCUUUUUGUCAUUUGUUUGUUUCUUCGAAUGAGUUUCAGCGAAACCAGAUUCACUUUCAACUACAGUAACCAGCGGGAUAUUUGAAAACACACAGUAUGGCAUUUUGCUCGCACACAAGCUAGCCAAUUCUUCCUCUCCGUAUAACUUACUUUUCGUUGAUACCCCGUUUAAACGCUGUUGCUCUUGUAUUGUUAUUUUAUUUUGUUUUCCUUUUUACGUUUCGCUCUUCUUCUUACUGGAGACUCCAUAGAGAUAUACUACCAAAUCAUCGCUGUAUCUGAUUCGCUGUCUCUCCUUUAAUCGUAACCUGUGACAAACAUCAAAAGAUACUUGUUCAGAAUAAAGUGGGAUUAGAAUUAUUCUGUAAGGCGUAGCCACUGUUGCCAUUCACCUCUCUUUAACACUCGCCGACUCUAACUACCUUUUUUUUCAAGCUCCUCUGCAGCACGUUGAUUAGAAGAAAAACGAUCAUUAACUUCCCUACUUGCCUUGUACAGCAGCGUGUUUUCUUUUUUGUUGUUGUUGUUUGCUUUUGCCCUUCACUUCCUUCCUUCCUUUCACAUUGUUCUUUCUUUUCGAUACGUAGAAGAACAAGAGAAACAUCCAACAUAAAUACAGAUGUUUUCUAUUCGUCGUUUUGCGGCCGCAGCCAGUGCGGGAUGCACUGCGUCCUCGCAGCUGCGUGUUGCCGCCAUGUCCGCCGUGGGCAGCAGCUUGGGCAGCCGGCAGUGCCUGAGUAGUGGCACGUCCGCGAUCUCCAUUCAGCGACGCCGCACUGGUACCGACUCGAUCACCAGCGCGUCCGUCGUCAUCGUGGACCCAGAGCUGGAGGCCCGCGAGCGUGACCGCCUCGCGCGCGGUCUUCUCAGUUCGAACUUUCCGGAGCAAAACGUCAACCAGCGCUCUGUCCUGCUGUACCGCGAUGUGGUGCACACGGUGCCCUACUCCCUCAGCAUCGCCGUGGACAGCGUACACUCGCACCCGAACGUGGAGGAGGUGGUCCACGGCAUCCUGGACGAGUGUUUUGAGAUGGUCGACCGCAACCUCAACUCCUUCAACCCCGAGAGCGAGGUAUCGCAGGUGAACCAGCUACCCGUGUUUGUGAAGCACAAGAUGUCGCCGCACCUCCUCGCCGUCAUGAAAUGCUGCAAUGAGGUGUACGGCACGAGCGGCAGCUGCUUUGACCCUGCGGUCGCCCCACUCGUGCGCAAGCUGCGCGACGCAGCCGUCAACUCGACGGCGACGGAGGCCGACUUCGUCAUCUCAAAAGAAGAGGCAGGGAAGUACACGUUGCCGAACAGCUUCGCGAUCGACUUGAAAGCAAACACGAUUGCCCGCAAGCACGAAGGCGCCGCGUUGGACCUGGGUGGCGUCAACAAGGGCUACACCGUUGAUUGCGUGGUGGAGAAGCUCAACGCGGCCGGCUUUGCCGAUGUUCUCUUUGAGUGGGGUGGGGACUGCCGCGCCUCGGGGGUGAAUGUGCAGCGCCUGCCGUGGGCCGUCGGCGUGGUGCGCCCGCCCAGCGUCGACGAGGUGAACACCGCCGCCAGGGCGGGCCAGACCACGACCGGCAAGUCGCACAGCCUCGGCGAGAACACGAGUGGGAUGGUGCCGCCUGGCGGCGACGCCGCCGACUCGACGUUGUUGCGUGUGAUGACGCUCAACGACGAAGCCAUCUGCACGAGCGGCGACUACGAGAGCAUCCUCUUCGCCAAGCCGUUGGAGUCUGCCGUCUCCAGCACCUACGACUGGCAGACUCGUUCCCUCAUCACGCCCAGCCAGCACGCCCUCUCGCAGGUGAGCGUCAAAUGUUACUCCUGCAUGUACGCCGAUGCCCUGGCGACGGCGUGCUUUGUGAAGCGCGACCCGGUGCGCGUGCGGUUCAUGCUCGAGAACUACCGCCGCGACUUCAACCGUGUGACCGACUACGCCGCCUACACGCGGGAGGGGGAGCGGCUGGCCCACAUGUACGAGAUCGCCUGUGAGAGCCGUGCCCUUCGCGACGAACGCAUUGCCGGCUCUCUGCCUGCGCGCGUCGUUGUCAUUGGCGGUGGUCUCGCGGGGUGUGCGGCCGCCAUCGAGGCGGUGGACUGCGGUGCCACCGUCGUCUUGAUUGAGAAGGAGCCCCGGCUGGGCGGCAACAGUGCCAAGGCCACCUCGGGCAUCAACGGUUGGGGAACACGCACGCAGGCUGUGAACCACGUGCUGGACAACUGCAAGCUCUUCGAGCGCGACACCUUCCUCUCCGGCAAGGGCGGCUACUGCGACCCGGGCCUGGUGCGCACCCUGUCCGUCAAAUCAUCCGAUGCGAUCAGCUGGUUGGAGUCGUUCGGCAUCCCCUUGACGAUGCUCUACCAACUGGGCGGUGCAAGCCGCAAGCGCUGCCACCGCGCACCGGAUCAGAAGGACGGCACACCCGUGCCGAUCGGCUUCACUAUUAUGAAGACGCUCGAUGAUCACAUUCGCGCCAAACUGCACGGCCGCAUCACCGUCUUGAACGAAACCGCCGUGACGUCUCUCAUUCACGAGACGACCACCAUGCCAGACGGCAGUCACGAGAUUCGCGUGAGUGGCGUCCGCUACACGUCGCUGACCGACCCGAUGAAGACGGAGAUGCAGCUGCCGGCGGAUGCGGUGGUGUUGGCUACCGGUGGCUUCUCCAACGACCAGACAAACACCUCUCUCCUCCGCGAGUACGCGCCGCAGCUCUUUGGUGUGCCAACGACGAACGGCACCUUUGCUACGGGUGAUGGUGUCAAGAUGGCGCGCGCACUCGGGGCCACGCUCGUGGACAUGGACAAGGUGCAGCUCCACCCCACCGGUCUGAUCAACCCGAAGGACCCGGCGAACAAGACGAAGUAUCUCGGCCCCGAGGCGCUGCGCGGGUCGGGCGGCAUUCUGCUCAACGGCCAAGGUGAGCGCUUCGUGAACGAGCUGGACCUGCGCUCCGUCGUGUCGCAGGCGAUCAUUGCCCAGGACAACGUCUACCCCGACUCUGGCGGCAGCAGGUUCGCCUACUGUGUUCUGAGCGAAGAAGCGGCCAACCUCUUCGGCAUCAACGGACUCACCUACUACUGGAAGUCGAUGGGUCUCUUCACCCGCGUGGACGACAUGAAGGCCCUGGCGGAGCUCAUUGGGUGUCCGCUGGAGCAGGUGCGCAACUCGCUCGAGACGUACGAGACGCUGAGCACCGAGAAGCGACCGUGCCCGCUGACCGGUAAGAUUGUGUACCCAAGUGUGGUGGGCAUGAAGGGUCCGUACUACGUCGCCUACGUGACGCCGUCGAUCCACUACACGAUGGGCGGCUGUUCGAUUUCGCCUGCCGCGGAGGUGCUGAUGGAGCACAACACCGUGAACAUCUUUGAGCACCAGCGCCCCAUUCUCGGCCUCUUCGGUGCGGGCGAGGUGACCGGCGGCGUGCACGGGUGCAACCGCCUCGGCGGCAACUCGCUGCUGGAGUGUGUCGUCUUCGGCAAGAUCGCCGGCGACCGUGCGGCCACCAUCCUGCGCAAGGAGAAGCACGCCCUCAGCAAGGACAAAUGGGUGCCGGUGGUGGUGCGGGAGAGCAGGGCCGGUGACCAGUUUGGCGUGGGGUCGCGUGUGCUGCGCUUCAACCUGCCCGGAUCGGCGCAGACGUCCGGUCUGGCGGUUGGCGAGUUUAUCGGUAUCCGCGGCGAGUGGGAUGGUCAGCAGCUGAUCGGCUACUACAGCCCUAUCAACAUGCCCGACGACCGUGGCCGCAUUUCGAUCCUUGCCCGCGGUGACAAGGGCAACCUGCAGGAGUGGAUCUCGUCUAUGCGGCCGGGUGACUCGGUGGAGAUGAAGGCCUGCGGUGGCCUGCACAUCGACCUCCGCCCGCAGCAGAAGCAGAUGCUCUACCGCAAAAGCGUCGUGCGAAAGUUCGCCCUCAUCGCUGGUGGGUCCGGUGUGGCCCCAAUGCUGCAGAUUAUCAAGGCCGCGCUUUCUCGCCCCUACGUGGACAACGUCGAGACAAUUCGCCUCAUUUACGCCGCGGAGGACGAGUACGAGCUGACCUACCGCGAGCUGCUAGCGCGCUACCGCAAGGAUAACCCGGACAAGUUCAACGUCGGCUUCGUGCUGAACAACCCACCAGAGGGCUGGACGGAGGGCGUCGGGUACGUGGACCGCGGCUCGCUGCAGCGUCUCAUGCCGCCGCCGUCCAAGGACUUGCUGGUGGCGAUCUGCGGCCCGCCGGUGAUGCAGCGCUCUGUUGUUGCCGACCUGUUGGCUUUGGGGUACAGCUCGAAGCUGGUGCGCACUAUUGACGAGGACCGGACUUUCUAA
Molecule: messenger RNA, 4335 nt
Organism: Leptomonas pyrrhocoris
Lineage: Eukaryota; Euglenozoa; Kinetoplastea; Trypanosomatida; Trypanosomatidae
Product: putative mitochondrial NADH-dependent fumarate reductase-like protein
Exons: 1
Coding region: 649-4335 (1228 amino acids)
Biological process (GO): protein flavinylation
Molecular function (GO): FMN binding; oxidoreductase activity
Source: RefSeq, a predicted model, not a curated record